Rana temporaria (common frog) is the source of this 867-nucleotide messenger RNA. RefSeq names its product pulmonary surfactant-associated protein D-like. The coding region runs from base 126 to 716 and encodes 196 amino acids. The record is from RefSeq and is a predicted model, not a curated record. The transcript is spliced from 4 exons. Lineage: Eukaryota; Metazoa; Chordata; Amphibia; Anura; Ranidae. Gene Ontology annotation, molecular function: signaling receptor activity.
UUGCAUCAUCUGCUCCAAGUCUCUUGUGUCUACCUCGGUCAGGUCUCUUGUGUCUACCUCGGUUAGGUCUCUUGUGUCUACCUCGGUUAGGUCUUGUGUUUAUCCCGAUCAGCUGUGUUUGGGAUAUGAAAGCUCUGCAGGUUUUCUGUGUACUUUUCCUCUAUGUGGCUUUAGUGACGUCCAACUCAAAAAUACUCCCUGAUGCUGGAAAAGAUGGAGUGAAACCAGAAGCAGUAUCAAGUACUCUUUGCUCCGUGUGUGAAGAUCUCCGAGAGAAAGUCCAAGCCUUGGAUGAACAACAAAAAGAACUGCAAACAGCAUUUUUAUUUUUCAAAGGAAGAGCUACAAGUGGUGACAGAAUCUACCUCUCAGAUGGUGACCAAGGAAAUUUCGAGAAUGCUAGAGAAAGGUGCACAAAGGCGGGAGGUCAAAUGGCCUCUCCAACGAAUGCUGAAGAAAACGAAGCCAUACUGUUCAUCACCAAUCAGUACGGUGUCGAUUCUUAUCUGGGAAUAAAUGAACUUGAGGGACUUGGGACUUACAGAUAUCCAGGCGGUGAGGUGAUCUCCUUCACCAACUGGAAAAAAAAUGAACCCAAUAAUUUUGAAGGCAGACCGGAGAAUUGUGUAUCGAUGCAAAAUACAGGAGAAUGGAAUGAUAUUGUUUGUGCAGCUACACGUCUUAUCAUCUGCGAGUUUUCCAUCACUAGAUUUUAAAAUAAUUACUUCCUUCGUCACUAUCGUUUGUAAGGGAGUUUUUUUUUUUUUUACUUUUGAGGUCCUAAAGAAGACAAAGAAAACAAAUGCAACCAUCACAUUUCAGCAGUUUAUUAGGCAUCAAUAAAACCUGCCUUCUGAUUUUGUAGUA